CUUCCCUCUUAAAAUAAAAGCCGAUUCUUUCACAAAUUUUAUUAGCUCAGACACUAAACGUAAAACGAAAAAGAAGAGAAACCCAAAAGAGAGAAAUGUGUAGAUCGACGAGUUUCGAGCGUUAUGUCGAGAAAGAGAGCUUAAAGGUUAAAGCUUUCUACGUCCGCUUCACUGGUUUACCCACCAGUACCCGACAAUCUUUACCCGACUCUCUCACUCUUCUCUACCCACCUCGAAUCAACGAAGCUGCUUUCGAGCUCGACGGCUCCAAGAUCCGACCCGAUUCCCCUGCUUUCGUUACCCUCCACAGGGUCGUCAAAGGAGGAGACGUUAUCUACGGGUCUAGGGAACGUGUUCGUGUCUGGGAUGGGAUCCGUUUCGAGGUUUACAUGAGCGAGGAGAGGGUCGUCAAAGGUAUUUUCAGAAAAGACGAAGGAGAGAACUGGAAGCUAGAGUGUGAGUGUGAGAUGGAGGAGGAAGGGACGGCAGAGGUUGUUGUUGCAGCGGAGGGACACGUUGCGACGGCGACUAUGGCGAGGAAACAUAGACGGAGGAGGAAGCAGAGGAUUGGGUUCGAGUGUUUGGAGGAGAUACCGGAGGAGAGAGGGGAAGGGAAGGAAUCUGACGGCGGUUUGUGUUUUUGCACGUGUAGCGCCGGAGAAUCUGACGACGGAGAAGGAGAGUGGGAGGAGGUGGAAUGGACGGCUGAGAUGGAGUCUGAGACGGAGGGAAUGGGAUGGGCCGUUGAUUUGGGGAUUUGGGUUAUGUGUUUGGGUGUUGGCUAUUUGGUGUCUAAAGCCUCUACCAAAACCUUGACAAGUCGAAGAAGAAGAAGAACAACAAGAACUUUCUUCUAGUUUCUUUCUUGUGUAAUCAAAAAAUCAGUUUAACUUAAUUGUACAAUAACGUUCGAACAUAAUGUAAAAACCCAUGAUUUUGAUUACAAAGAUCCGUUUUAUUUGAA
Molecule: messenger RNA, 964 nt
Organism: Camelina sativa (false flax)
Lineage: Eukaryota; Viridiplantae; Streptophyta; Magnoliopsida; Brassicales; Brassicaceae
Source: RefSeq, a predicted model, not a curated record